This is a messenger RNA of Hippocampus zosterae (dwarf seahorse), 1031 nucleotides long. RefSeq names its product thiamine triphosphatase (gene thtpa). NCBI's taxonomy places the organism in Eukaryota, Metazoa, Chordata, Actinopteri, Syngnathiformes, Syngnathidae. Bases 216 to 938 code for a protein of 240 amino acids. Gene Ontology annotation, biological process: thiamine diphosphate metabolic process; dephosphorylation. Gene Ontology annotation, molecular function: magnesium ion binding; thiamine triphosphate phosphatase activity. The transcript has 4 exons. The record is from RefSeq and is a predicted model, not a curated record.
AAAAAUUGACUUGCUGACGUGUAGGGGGGCUUCCGGAAAGCGGGCGUCUCUUCGUGUUUUCAUGUGGCUUUUCUGAGGCGAGUGACGGGCUUCACCUCGAACGGUGUGUUCACAGUGCAAUGCUCAUCCUGUAAUGAGAACGUUGGUGGUUUGCUGAAGUAUCUGCAGAUGGAGUGGAUUUGAAUGGCACUCGGCGUUUGAUUUGUAGGGGACAGAUGAGUGUAGAAGUGGAGAGAAAGUUUGUAUGCAAUGCCAACAGUCUGAAGACUCUCGAAGAAAUUGGAGUUUGUGCCGGUCAGGACCAAUUCCAGGACCGAUACUUUGACACCCCACAAUUUGACCUCACCCUAAGAGACGUGUGGCUGCGUCAACGCAAAGGACGCUGGGAGCUCAAGUGUCCAGCCGCCACCCUGCGAGGGGCACAAGAGACUCGAGGAGAACGAGCAGAGGCGGCCGGGCUAUGUACUCGCUACAAAGAGAUGACCGACGCGGCCGAUAUUCAUCGGAAGCUGAGGGAGGUUCUCAAAGACGUCGGUGAAAAGGACAAGUUGGCCACGAGCGAGUGCUGCCAUCAGAAAUUAACUGACCCCCGUGGUCUCGGCAAUGCGGAAAUGAAGUGCGCGCUCGAAGAGGGUUGGGCCACGGAUAUGAAUCUGCUCUGCUUUGCCGAGUUUACCACAGUGAGGCGGACGUUCAUUUGGGAAGAGGACGGCGUGCACAUAGAUCUAGAUGAAGCAGACUUUGGCUACAGGGUAGGAGAGAUCGAGGUGCUCAUACCGGAGGGAGGAGAUGUGCAGGCUGCCCUGGACAAGAUUGAAAGGACCGCAAAGAAGCUGGGUGUGACCGGAGAUCAAGUAGUUGAUGGGAAAAUGUCUGUUUACCUUCAAAGAAACUACCCGGCACAUUAUGCAAGACUACUGAGUCAACACAUUUUGUAGACGACCAGGAGACGACUUGCGGCGAUGACGAGUCAUCGGCAGUGAUCGUUGCAUGUACAUUCAAAGUAAGCCAAUAAAUUAUUUUCUCGCUUU